GGAUUCCGCUGGGCUACAAAGCUUGACACUUUCUUCCACAUCGGGAGAGAUGCGCGGGCUACAUUUCACAACUCCCGCUUUCCCUAACCGUCUUCUUCAUCUUCUCUCAUCUUCUUCGUCUUCAUCUUCACUGUUCUUCUUUUCCCUCGUUCUGCGUCCUUCUCUUCGGUUUGAUCCUCUUUCCAAUUCUCUCUAUUCUACAGUUACUCCUAGUCGCAAUGGGAAAUUGGAUGAACAAGGAGCCUCCGCCUCCUAUGGUUCUCGUUCCGCCGCUCUUCGAUUAUCCUCCGCUUGCUGCUCGUACCAGGAUGUUGGAGUCAUCAUAUAAUCUGCUGUUCGGGAAGCUUGCUUUAAAAUGUCUUUUCGAGGAAUAUUUCGAUGAGGCAAGGCAUUUUAGCACAGUGAUCAUGCUUAAGCCCAUUGAUGACCCUCACGUGGAUUUAGUCGCAACUGUAUCAGGUCCACUCGAUCAUAAACCUGAGGAGAUCAUAGGGAAUGCACUGUUUCGAUGGCAAAGUGGCAUUGAUGAUCCCCAUACAUUUAUGGACCUCUAUGUAUCGAACUCUGAUCCGGUUUUACAAUUGAGAUCAUGUGCAUACUACCCCAAAUAUGGCAUUGGAGCUUUUGGUAUUUUCCCAGUCAUACGGAAGAAAAGAUUAUGUUCUGAGGACUUUGGUCUAAUGGGGCUCAGAUAUGGCUCAAGGAAUCUGUCAGUUGGAGUCACACUUAUGCCUUUCUCCUCGAAAGAUGAACUACCUAAAAGUGCAUGGCUGGUCAGCAAGAUGGGGAGGCUAACUACUGGAGUGCAGUUUGAGCCACAAUUGCCGAGAGCACCAUGGGUUCUCAAGCUUACAUGCAAAAGUGAAUUAGGAGCAGUUACUCUUCGGCCACAAGUUGAAAAGGAAGAUGAGCGUCAUAGUGGUGGACUCUUGCCAAAUAACCAUUGUAGUUAUGUCUUUUAUAAUAAUUUAUUCUUCGAACAGGAUAAUAUAUGGCUCUUGAAAUGUUAUAUAUUCAUUAAUGCAGCUACUGAGAAGUUGCGUACUGAUUUCAUUUUGCAGUUCAUUGCUUCAUUCUAUCAACAUGUGGUGGUUCAACGGAGGGUGAAGAACCCCCUUGAAGAAAAUGAAAUUGUCGGAAUCACAAAUUACAUUGACUUUGGCUUUGAGUUGCAGACUAGAGUUGAUGACGUGAAACCAGAAAAUAAUAUUCCCGAUUCCACUUUUCAAAUAGCAGCAUCAUGGCAAGCGAAUAAAAAUUUCUUACUGAAGGGGAAGGUGGGCCCUCUUAGCUCCUCACUUGCUAUGGCAUUCAAGUCAUGGUGGAAACCUUCAUUUACUUUCAGCAUCUCAGCUAUCAGGGAUCGUAUAGUUGGAAAAACUGCAUAUGGAUUUGGCAUCCGUGUUGAAAAUCUUAGAGAGGCCAGUUAUCAAAGAGCUGAUCCAAACUUUGUGAUGCUUACACCAAGCAAGGAACACCUGGCUGAGGGCUUGAUUUGGAAAAUUGGGAAGAGACCGAUGCUGCAGUCGGAUAUAAAUGCUGGAAAUUUUGAUGGCAUUCCGAAUGAAUUAAGACCCUUGGACAAGAUUUUGUGAACUUUUUCCCCUGUCAAGUUUCUACCUGACACAAGCAAACGUGGCUUCUUAUCCUGAAGAACAGAAGAUGGUUCCCUUGUAAUUUUGGAUUAGAAUUAACUCUAGUGUAGGAAUUCAAAAAAAUGUUAAUUCUUUCCCUCUUCUGGCGUCUUCCACUGACAAGGAGAGGCGUAGAGUGGGAAGUAGUUGUCAGGAAUUAAAAUGAUAUUUUUAGACAGUCAGGUGAUGGCCAGUUAUCUGUUUUUUCCUCGUAUGUGCUUUGUCUUCGCAUUUUGUCGAGUUCAUAAGGUUCUGGCCAUCAGGAUAGCCUAAAUGUGUUAUUCUAAACUAAAAAGUUCUGAAAUUUUUUCCAAAUGCUUUUCGUUU
Cucurbita pepo subsp. pepo (vegetable marrow) is the source of this 1961-nucleotide messenger RNA. Lineage: Eukaryota; Viridiplantae; Streptophyta; Magnoliopsida; Cucurbitales; Cucurbitaceae. The record is from RefSeq and is a predicted model, not a curated record.